AUGGUCAAAGUUCUCGUAGUUGGUGCAUCAGGCAGAAUCGGAAGCGCAGUCGUCAAAGCAUGCAUCGAGCGUAGACAUACGGUGACGGCGUAUGUACGCACUCCUGGGAAGCUCGAGCAGUCCUUGCGUGAGAAGGCACGGGUGGUACAAGGCGAUGCGAAGGAUAAGGAGGCGCUCGUGAAGGCUAUGGAGGGCCAAGACGCUGUUGUACAAGCAGCUGUGUACGGUUCAAAUACGCCCUGGGGCACCUCUGAUUCCGAAGUGGUCGUUCGCACUGUAGUCGAAGCUGCCAAGGAGCGUGCUUCUUCAGGUCACCGUCUACGCCUUUGGGUACUCUCAGGACAAGUGCUUAUGGACCUUCCGCAUUAUCCGGGCUGGAUUGAAGGCGAUGCUGUACCUAUCCAUCCGGAACACUACUCAAACUUCAAGUAUAUGCGUGAGCAGGCGCAAGAACUGGAUUGGAGUCUAUUGUGUCCAGGCAAGGUAGACGAUGCAAAGCCUGCGGGGCCGAUCAUCCACGCCGUUGACGUCGUGCCGGCAUGGACUGCACCGGGUCUGGCCGGAAAACUACCUUUCAUCGGACCGUUCUUCAAUGUCAUCUACAACUGGACGACACAGAAACUGUCAUACGCCUCCGUCGGUGCCUUCCUGGCCGACCAUCUCGGGCCAGGCGGAGAGAUGUCCCAGAAGCGCGUCUGCAUUCUCGAAGACUGGAAGAAGGACCAGUAG
This is a messenger RNA of Peniophora sp. CBMAI 1063, 729 nucleotides long. The record is from the annotation of a GenBank genome assembly. NCBI's taxonomy places the organism in Eukaryota, Fungi, Basidiomycota, Agaricomycetes, Russulales, Peniophoraceae.